CGAAGUUGUCCGAAGGAGGGCGGAUAUUGUCGAAGUCUUGGAAGACACAAAUUUCGUCCUUGUGGCGCACUGGACGCGUUCGCGCAGAAUGACAGAGUUGGUGAUUUUACUCUUGUGACCCCAUCUGGCAGCCUUUUGCCUGAAGCAUGCUGACUCUUCUAGCCAGAUCGAUGACCAGGGCGAGCCGCCCGCUGCUGGCACGGCCCGCGGGGGUGGCGCAGGAGUGGGCGCGGCCGCUGAUGCAGCAGCAGGAGGGGCUGCCCAAGCUGCCGGUGCCCCCCCUGCAGCAGACCUGCGAGCGCUACCUGACCGUGCUGGAGCCCCUGCUCAGCCCCGAGGAGCUGGAGCACACGCGGGACCUCCUCAACGACUUCCUCAAGUCCGGCGUCGGAGACCGCCUGCAGAAGGGCCUGGAGAGGCGUGCACGCAAGACAGAGAACUGGCUGACUGAUUGGUGGAUGCAGUCCGCCUAUCUGGACUCACGCAUGCCUGUUGCCAUGUACACCAGUCCAGGUGUGGUCUUACCCAGAGUGCAUUUCAAGGAUCGCCAAGGGCAAAUUAGGUUUGCAGCUAACUUGAUAGCUGGAGUGCUCUCCUUCAAGAAGAUGCUUGACAACGAGACGCUGCCCGUGCAGCACCUCGGGGGGAAGCCACUGUGCAUGGACCAGUACUACCACGUCCUGUCCUGCUGUCGCAUCCCCGGGCCCAAGAAGGACUCCAUCGUCAACCACGACCACCACACACACAUCACUGUGGUUCACAACUUCCAGUUCUUCAUUCUGGAUGUUUAUAAUAGCGACGGCACUCCUCUGACCGUGGAUCAGAUCUACCUUCAGCUGGAGAAGAUCUGGAACUCCUCCCUGCAGACGAACAAGGAGCCAAUCGGCAUCCUCACCUCACAGCACCGCAACACCUGGGGAAAGGCCUACAACAACCUCAUCAAAGAUAAGACUAACAAGGAGUCGGUGCGGGCGAUCGAGAAGAGCAUCUUCACCGUGUGUCUGGACGCUCCUUUGGCGAGCGUGUCUGACGAUCUCUACUACAGCCGCGCCGCCGCCCAGAUGCUGCAUGGUGGAGGCAGUCGCUGGAACUCUGGCAACCGCUGGUUUGAUAAGACCCUGCAGUUCAUCAUUGGAGAGGACGGGUCGUGUGGACUCACCUAUGAGCACGCUCCAACAGAGGGACCCCCCAUAAUGUAUCUGUUGGAUUAUGUGGUAGAGUACAUGAAGAGGACCCAGAUGGUCCGCGCUCCCAUGAUUCCACUGCCGAUGCCUCAGAAGCUGCGUUUUAACAUCACCCCGGAGAUUAAGAAGGACAUCGAGAGCGCAAAGCAGAACAUGAACAUCAUGGUUCAUGAUCUGGACGUGAGGGCCUUCAUAUUUUCUGAUUAUGGGAAAGAUGUCCCUAAAGCCAACAAGCUGAGUCCAGAUGCCUACAUCCAGAUGGCCAUGCAGCUGGCCUACUACAGAAUGUAUAAGGAGUGCUGUUCGACCUAUGAGAGCGCGUCUCUGAGGAUGUUUAGGCUGGGCCGAACAGAAACGAUACGCUCCACCACCAAUGACUCGUUCGCUUUUGUUAAAGCUAUGGACGACCCGGCCAAACAGAACUCAGAGAAAGUUUCCCUUCUGGACAAGGCCAUAACGGCCCACAGAGCCUACGCGGACAUGGCUGUUCAUGGCCAGGCCAUAGACAGGCACAUGCUGGGUCUAAAGAUGGUGGCCAUUGAGGACCUCACCUCCCUACCUGAGAUCUUCAUGGACACGGCCUGGGCUGUGGCUCAGCACUUCAACCUUUACACUAGCCAGGUGGGCUGUAAGACGGACUGUGUGAUGUGCCUGGGUCCUCUGGUGCCCGAUGGCUAUGGAGUGUGCUACAACCCAAUGGACAACCACAUCAACUUUGCCGUGACGGCCUACAACAGCUGCGAGGAGACCAACGCCUCCAAGUUCUCCCGCUCCCUGGCGGAAGCUCUGGGGGACAUGAGGAAACUGCUGGAGCAGACGCCCAGGCCCAACAUCUGAAGGCCUCGGGGGGACACAGCCAAAGAAGCUAACAGACUCCACACAUGGCCUGACGGAGAAGGGAAACACCCUCACACACACACACACACACACACACACACACACACACACACACACACACUCACACACACACACACGCAUACGUGAGGGGGGCAGCACAUUGGCACUCCUUUGUGCCUGUCGUGUUUCUGAAGUGUCCCUUAAAUGAACCAAGUCACAGGUCACGGAUUCAGGGGAGAAGGGGUCAGCAUGAGGGUCCCAGCAUGAAGGGUGACGUAACAAAGGUUUCCUUGGCGACCACCAUCUCCCCUAGUGUUCUAACCACCCGUGGCAAGUGAGUAAUGACUCCGACCAGCACCCAGAGCCAAACACUCGGCGUUUCUCAGAAGUCUGUUUGUCCCCAGAGGAGCAGUGUGGUCACAUGGAUGUGAGCUGUAAAAACACAGGACGAUCAAACUCCAGCCACUCAAGUCGUUUAUUUAAAAAGACAAAACAAAACUCCUCGUGUGUUAUGAAACAACACUCUUUGUUGUGCUUGAACAUAUUUAAAGUCUUUGUGUUUGUGUCUUAAGAAUGCUAUUUACAGUGUUUGGUUUGGAGUUUGCUGCUGUUUACCAUGUUAUGUUAACUGCAUAGUCUUUGACUAUACAGUCGACCAAGUGCUCCUAUCUAUGCCCAAACCUCCUUUAGAGGUCAUGUCAGUAUAAACCCCCUUGUGCCUUUGCUAGUUUUGUCAUAUCAGGGCUUCCAGAGUUGCUGGAUUCAGUAACUACGUUCAGUCUGAAAUAAAAAACAUUUGUAUCACUUUAAAAUAAACAUUAAAAACAAUGAAAA
Messenger RNA from Clupea harengus (Atlantic herring), 2855 nucleotides. Its product is annotated as Carnitine O-acetyltransferase-like. The record is from RefSeq and is a predicted model, not a curated record. Lineage: Eukaryota; Metazoa; Chordata; Actinopteri; Clupeiformes; Clupeidae. Gene Ontology annotation, molecular function: carnitine O-acetyltransferase activity. Gene Ontology annotation, biological process: carnitine metabolic process, CoA-linked. Gene Ontology annotation, cellular component: peroxisome.